GUAGGUGCAGGGGUGUGAGGGACGGCUCAGAGUGGGUGAAAGGGGAGGAAAAUGAGAAGUCGUGGGAAUGUGUUGGGUGUGGGGGGUUUCAGAGACAGUUUGGGAUAGAUGGAUGCCAUUCUGCAGAACGCCGGUCUCUGAUGGUGCUAGUGAACAGUGAGGUGUAAUUUCAUGGAUGAAGUCAAGGCAUUCACAGGAGGUGCCAGGGAACAGUGAGGACAUUUUUGAGCCGCCGUCAGACACUUCUGAGCAGAGCUGUUGGCAACUGUUCCUGACUAUUAUAUACCGGUGUUAAGAUUCAUUCAGAGGCAAUGACUUUGAAGGAGAAUCAGCUGACCGUCCCGCUGCUGACCUCCAUCGUGGCGGCGGUGCUCGGCUCGCUCCAGAUAGGAUACCACACAGGCAACAUCAACGCCCCUGCCCGAGUCAUUGAGGAGUUUUUCAACAUGACAUGGAGAUCCAGACACAAUCAGUCAAUACCAGACCACAGUCUCACAUUCCUGUGGUCCCUCUCUGUUAGUAUUAAGGACUUUGGAGCAUUGCUUGGAUCACUGGGGGUCAAAGGUCUUGCUGACACCUUCGGGAGGCGUAAUGCUAUUCUGAUAGUGAAUGCCUUAUCAGUGGUUGGUGCCUCUCUGAUGUUCAUGAGCAAAAUCACAGCAUCAUUUGAAGUACUUAUUGUGGGUCGGCUGAUCUUUGGCUUGUUCUGUGGCCUGGUGAUGAGCCUGAACCCUCUGUACAUCCAAGGCGUCUCGCCUACAAACCUCCGCGGUGCCUUUGCAACUCUGAACCAGGUGUCAUUUGCCUCAGGCAUUCUGCUGGGCAUGGUGGUGGGCUUGGAAACGGUAUUGGGCACAGAGAAAUACUGGUCCAUGAUGUUGUCUCUGUCCCUAAUCCCUGCAACGCUCCAGUAUAUGAGCCUUCCCUUUUGCCCUAAAAGCCCACGCUACCUCUUCAUAAACAGGGGAAAAGAAAAAGAAGCAGAGGCGGCCCUGAAAAGACUUCGGGGAAAUCCAGAGAUGGUGACAAAAGAGAUGGAGGAGAUGAGAGAGGAAGCAGCCCACAGUGAAACAGGAGUGACUGUGAGAGAGUUCCUCAGGAAGCGACGCUACAGGCAGCCGAUAAUACUUGUGCUUAUCAUAAACUUGGGCAGCCAGUUAUCUGGAUUCAAUGCGAUCAUAAAUUAUUCAACAAAAAUGUUUGCCCAAUCCAAUUUUGAUGAAGCCAAAUAUCUGACACUAGGGGUGGGGGCCGUUAAUGUGGCAUUCACCAUAGUAGCAUUCUUUUUGGUGGAGAGAGCAGGACGCAGGAAACUGUUGCUUGCUGGAUUUCUGUCACUAGCUCUCUGCAACCUACUUAUGACCAUCACAUAUUCCAUUAUGGACAGAGUUCCAGACAUUCGCAAUAUGCAGGUACUGGUGAUUUUCUUCCUGAUCUCAGCUUAUGAAGUGGGGCCUGGGCCAAUUUCCUGGUUCAUUGCCGCUGAGCUUUUUGACCAGUCAGCCCGUCCCAUUGCUAUGGCCUUCACUAGCAUGCUUAACUGGGGAGGGAAGUUUUUACUAGCACUGCUCUUUCCACCUCUUCUGAACAUGUGUGGGGCCUAUGUCUACCUCCUCUUCAUGUGUAUGGCCUUGAUUGCCUUCACCUACACCAUGUUUCGUCUUCCUGAGACCAAGGGACGCACUUUUGAUGACAUUGUGGCUGAGUUCCGUGGGGCCGAGGGCAUUCCACUACAUAACAAGACCACAUUUAACACAUUUCCCUGAUCUGGCUCAGCUUUUGGGUUAACAAACAGUGAUCAACUCAAAUGCAACUGGUGUGUUUACAAAACCAAUGAAGAGUAUUAAGGACCCUUCAUAGAAUAACUCAUACAAAUGUUUUACACCUUUAACAUUUAUUUGAAAAAAAGGACAACCUUGUAGAGUCUUCGCAACUUUGCAAGUUUUUAUCACACUGUGAAAUCUCACAACUCUCUGGUUUGUAGACUCUUGCCAGAUAUCUAUGAUAGAAGCUGCAAGCCAAGUUUAAGGAAUCAUACUACCAAACAAUUUGACUGACUGCAUUGAGAGGUAUAUUAACAGUGAAACUACAGUACUUUGGAGUCAUUUGUAAGUAAAACCAUGCAACCUGUGUUCACUGUAGAAACAUUCCCUGAGACAUUUGCAGUGUGCCUUAUUUUUCUUUAAUUCAUUUCUCAUUUAAAUGGCGAUAGAACGUGAAUAUGAUUGUAAACAUGAAAUAAAAGAAGUAGCAUUACAGCAUUUUGUUUCACUUCAGCAGGAAGUGCUACAUAUUCCUCUAAUUAAUCUCUCUCAUUGUUUUUCUUUCUUUCUUUCUUUCUUUCUUUCUUUCUUUCUUUCUUUCUUACCAAAUUGUAAACAUCCAGAGUCCCUUAAAAAUGGAAAGGUCAGGUGAAUUUCAUUACAGCCUUUGUAAAAGAGAACAUUAAGGACAUGACAUUGAGGACAUCUUGUGAACUCCAAGGAAAAUCUUGGAAUUGAUUUUUUUUUUUUUUUUUGUUUCAUGUUGACUAUAACAAGGUAAUUACAAGAUUACAAGAACAGAGAGAGUUUCUUGUUAGCAGAACCCGUAAAAAAGCUAAUAUUAAGACAAACGCACUCUUCAUGGUGGAAAAAUGAAAUGCUCUCGAAAGAAGCCACAGAGUUUUACAGCUCAAUUAAGUAGACCUGUAAAAUAUAGCUGUGUUUCUUAAAAGUCCCUCAUAGUCCAGUAAUGAGAACCAUUUGAAACUUUCAGCUUUCGUGAGGAUAUUCUGUCACUUAGUCAUAUGCUUGUUAUAUCUAAUUAUCUAAUUAAAAUAUGCAGACAACCACCUGACAUACUGUAGUACUCAGGUCAUGUCCAGUCACCUUCAUUUAAAUAACGCCUUUAAACUAAAUA
Carassius auratus (goldfish) is the source of this 2901-nucleotide messenger RNA. RefSeq names its product solute carrier family 2 member 1c (gene slc2a1c). NCBI's taxonomy places the organism in Eukaryota, Metazoa, Chordata, Actinopteri, Cypriniformes, Cyprinidae. The transcript is spliced from 11 exons. The record is from RefSeq and is a predicted model, not a curated record. Bases 312 to 1766 code for a protein of 484 amino acids. Gene Ontology annotation, cellular component: plasma membrane. Gene Ontology annotation, biological process: dehydroascorbic acid transport. Gene Ontology annotation, molecular function: D-glucose transmembrane transporter activity.